AGCUUGCUCACUUUUGAGUACUCCUUUUCAGUUGUGAAAUAAUCAGCGGUCUGCAAGGUUCUCUGUGGGAUCGGAAACAUGUUGAAGCUGGACACCAAAGGAGGAAUCAUCUGCUCGGGCUGCCUGUCCAUAGCCUUUGCCAUAACCUAUUUGGCUUUGAGGGACGAUUACUUCUGGAGAAAUGUACUUUUCGAACUGGGGAUACACAUUUCGUCACUGCAGAUAUUGGCCAGCCUGGUUCUCAUAGCAGGAGCUAUAAAGCAAAACUACAAGUUAUUUGUGCCAUGGAUGAUAACCACAGGAUUCUUUAUGUACCUGAUGGUUUAUCUGGUCUUCGGAGAAACGUGGAUACUCGGCUCGGCGAUUGCGGUCCCGUUCAUAGUCUAUCUGGGCUGCGCCUUGUAUUCGGUGCAAAAGGCCUUAGACAGGAUGCGCAAGGAGGAGCCACCAGCAUAUACCAACUUGUCCGACAAGAAUUUCAUUAAUCAUAUAUAGAGAUUGUGACCACUUAAAAUGGAAGCAAAAAGUAUAAGGGUAGAUCAGAUAGCUGGAAAAUAAAAGUUCAUUAAACGGUAUUUGAAUCAAA
Molecule: messenger RNA, 586 nt
Organism: Drosophila erecta
Lineage: Eukaryota; Metazoa; Arthropoda; Insecta; Diptera; Drosophilidae
Exons: 4
Coding region: 79-495 (138 amino acids)
Source: RefSeq, a predicted model, not a curated record